UGUGCAGUCUGGGCGUCGAGGUGGGGAUUACUGGGGGCCCGCUGUCUGCGAAGCACGUUGACAGGGACAUUGACGUUCAAGAUGGUGCUGGACAUCGACCUGUUUCGGGCGGAAAAGGGUGGCGACCCAGAUCUGAUCAGAAAAUCGCAAAAGAAUCGUUACAAAGAUGUUACGCUGGUGGACAAGGUGGUGGAUCACGACAACGCCUGGAGGAAACAUCGCUUCGACGCUGACAACUGGAACAAGCUGAAAAAUGCGUGUUCCAAAGUCAUCGGAGAGAAAAUGAAGAGCGUGCUGCAGCGCGACGCCGCGCUAUCCAACAUCGGCAACAUCCUGCACGACUCCUGCAUCAUCAGCAACGACGAGGAGAACAACGGUGUGGAGCGCACGUCGGGCGACUGCGCCGUCCGGCGGCGCUACUCGCACGUCGACCUGAUCCACAUGAUCGACGGCAUGGACGGCGAGCGGGGCGCGGCCGUGUCUGGCGCGCGCGGCUACUACCUGACCGGGCCGGCCGUCUUCCUGGAGCAGGCCAUCGUCCAGCUGGCGCUGCGCAUGCUGCUGGAGAAGGGCUUCAAGCCGCUUUACACGCCCUUCUUCAUGCGCAAGGAGAUCAUGCAGGAGGUGGCCCAGCUCAGCCAGUUUGACGACGAGCUGUACAAGGUGGUGGGCAAGGGCAGCGAGCGGGGCGACGACGCCUCGGUGGACGAGAAGUACCUGAUCGCCACGUCGGAGCAGCCGAUCGCCGCUUUCCACCGGGACGAGUGGAUCCCGGAGGCGACGCUGCCCAUCCGCUACGCCGGCCUCAGCACCUGCUUCCGCCAGGAGGUCGGCUCGCACGGCCGCGACACGCGCGGCAUCUUCCGCGUGCACCAGUUCGAAAAGGUGCGCGAGGACGGUGAGGAGCUGAGCUUGGGGACGCUGCGGACGCCGACGCAGCGCGCCACGGAAGGUCGGCGCGUCGACACGCUGGGGUUUGCGCACGUGAGCGACGUGCCUGCACCGAGGUGGCGCAUCUUCGGAGGCUCGCGCGCCGACCCGUGCGACACGUGCCAGUCGUGCGCGAGCUGGCGCCGGCUGGGCUCCAAUGUGCUGAUGCUGUCUGGCGCAUGCGGCCACUGA
Messenger RNA from Pollicipes pollicipes, 1122 nucleotides. RefSeq names its product putative serine--tRNA ligase, cytoplasmic. Gene Ontology annotation, biological process: seryl-tRNA aminoacylation. Gene Ontology annotation, molecular function: ATP binding; serine-tRNA ligase activity. The coding region runs from base 82 to 1122 and encodes 346 amino acids. The record is from RefSeq and is a predicted model, not a curated record. Lineage: Eukaryota; Metazoa; Arthropoda; Thecostraca; Pollicipedomorpha; Pollicipedidae. The transcript has 8 exons.